Penicillium cataractarum is the source of this 654-nucleotide messenger RNA. Its product is annotated as glycoside hydrolase family 11 protein. Gene Ontology annotation, biological process: xylan catabolic process. Gene Ontology annotation, molecular function: hydrolase activity, hydrolyzing O-glycosyl compounds. The record is from RefSeq and is a predicted model, not a curated record. The transcript has 2 exons. NCBI's taxonomy places the organism in Eukaryota, Fungi, Ascomycota, Eurotiomycetes, Eurotiales, Aspergillaceae. The coding region runs from base 1 to 654 and encodes 217 amino acids.
AUGGUGUCCUUUACCAACCUGUUCUUGGCUUGCUCCACCAUUGUGGGCGCCUUCGCCGUCCCCGGCGACUGGAACAAGCGCCAGACUAUCACCACCAGCCAGACUGGAACCAACAAUGGCUACUAUUACUCUUUCUGGACCAACGGCGGUGGUACCGUUGACUACACAAAUGGCGCUGGUGGAGAGUACAGCGUCACCUGGCAAAACUGCGGUGACUUCACCUCCGGAAAGGGCUGGAGCACUGGAGCCGCCCGGAAUAUCAACUUCUCCGGAUCUUUCAAUCCCUCGGGUAAUGCUUACCUUGCCGUUUAUGGCUGGACUACUAGCCCACUUGUCGAGUACUACAUUCUGGAGGACUACGGCACCUACAACCCGGGCAGCAGCAUGACCUACAAGGGUACCGUUACCAGCGAUGGCGCGACCUACGAUAUCUAUGAGCACCAGCAAGUCAACCAGCCCUCCAUUUCUGGCACUGCGACCUUCAACCAGUACUGGUCCAUCCGCCGCAGCAAGCGCUCCAGCGGUACCGUGACCACUGCCAACCACUUCAAUGCUUGGGCUUCGUUGGGUAUGAGCUUGGGUAGCCACAACUACCAGAUUGUCUCUACUGAGGGUUAUGAGAGCAGUGGCUCUUCCACCAUCACUGUUUCGUGA